AGGCCAAUCUACGAUCUGUGAGUUGCGUGACGUGCUGAAAGCUGGCUAGAAAACAGACAUUAGAUCAUCCUCAUACUCUACAGAUCGUUUCUGUUAUCAGUUGAACAUCUAUGCUUCUCGCUGUCGCCAAUAGGGCCAUGAAUAGGCUACACAUCGACAUCAAUGGAGUCCGAUAAAUAGUUUGACCACCCUUUAUCAGAAGAAAAAGAAAGGGACAGUAUUUCUUCGGACCAUAGCCUACACCUGGAUUUUUUUUCUCUCAAACAAGAGCAGAUACAGUAGGUGACUCUGUGCCCUAUGACAGAGGGUUAUUCAGUGUUACCUCCGUUCCAGGAGUCCCAGCAGGACAUGGACGGGGAGUCAAGGCAUUCAGAACAUCACCAACAGCCCAUGACACCGAGCCAGUUCCAAGACUGGCGGAGUAGUCUAGGCAAGAGUUCAGCACCAGACCAGGAUAGACUGAACCUGGCAGGUCUUGACCAGGGUCCAGCACAAGACAAGGGAACACUGCCGGGUCUUGACCAGGGUCCAGCACAAGACAAGGGAACACUGCCAGGUCUUGACCAGGGUCCAGCACAAGACAAGGGAACACUGCCGGGUCUUGACCAGGGUCUAGCACAAGACAAGGGAACACUGCCAGGUCUUGACCAGGGUCCAGCACAAGACAAGGGAACACUGCCAGGUCUUGACCAGGGUCCAGCACAAGACAAGGGAACACUGCCGGGUCUUGACCCGGGUUUAGUGCAGGAUGAGGAAACACUGCAUGUUUUUAACCAGGGACCAGCACAAGACCAGGCGAGUCGGAAUUACUUCCAUCAAGUCCAGGAUCAGGAUCGUUCACUAGGCUCCAUUAAAUGCACAACGGAAGAACAGGAUUCUUCCAUAAAGGUCUCAGUCCAGGAUGAGGAUCCACUAGGGAACCAGGACUAUCAAUGUCAUUUAGACCUGGAGCAAUGCACAGCUCAUAGCGCAGACCAGGGUGAAAACAGGCUGAGUGGUGUGAACCAGGAUCCAGUAUAUCUUGGUCCCGCACAAGACCACAGCAGCCCUCAUGACAUCCCCAUUCUGGUAUCAGCUGGGAACCAGAACCAAACACAGGACUUAAACCAUGAUCUAGCUGGUGUAAUGGAUCUACUACACUGCACAGAUCCUAAUUCAACCCCAAAACAGGACCAACAGAAACUGCUUGGAUCAGACCAGGAGCAAGCCCUAGUGGACCCAGAUAGACGACUUAAACCAAACCAGGACCACACCACAGAUGAGGCUUGUGGGGAAGAUGUGGCAGGGGAAGAAGGCGGCUGUAUCCCAGCGGUGGUGAUCACCCAGACAGAAGGGAGCCGGGGGCCAGUGGGGAAUCAACGUGGAGAGACCGCGCCAGAGGUAACUGAGAGAGUGGAGGCUGGACCCCUGUGGCCACAGACACCAGCAGAGAGGCCAGACAUACCAACAGGACCAGAGAGACCACAAAAACUAGCAAUCGCAGCCAUGAUUCCAGUGACCACUUUAGACCUCAGCCCCAGCCCUCUCGGUGCAGACCUCAGUCCCAGCCUCAUCGAAGGCGGAGACCUACUGGCCUGCUGUGAUCUGCUGUCCCUGAAGAGUGACACUGUGUCCCUGGCCAGGAGCGAGGGAUAUGUCCAGGAAGAAGAUACCAGAAGUGUGGCUGCAUCCUCUGUCAUGUCUGUGUUCCCCAGGAUUCAGUUGGAUCCUCUGGAGAAGGACUGGCUACGAUCCUGUGCCCUGGGGAACACAGCUGGUCUCCGACAGCUCCUCACACAGGACCCCAGCCUGGCCUCAAAGAAGGUACUACCUCCCCCUAACCCUCACCCUCUAUCUCACCAUCAGCCCCAUUCCGGCCUCCAAGAAGAUACCAAAUAUAAGUCUCUGGACUAGGGUAAACCUGUUUGAUCUGGUCUAUCCAAAGCCAUGCAUUUGAUUGGCCCAUUUUCAAGCCCAUCUCCCAUAGGAUUGACAGUAAACACACACACACUCUGGCCUCCUAUAGGAUUCAGCAUGAUGGCACCCAGGAGCUGCCUCUCUUCAUCUAGGAUCAGAUAAGAGAGCCUCUGUUGAUGUGUUUGAUGGGCAUCUAGCUACUGAGGCUACUGAGAUUGAAAGACAAAAAACAAACACCAGGAAAGGUAGCUUGAUCCCUUAUCAGUCAAUCGCAUCAAGCUUUGUCACACAGAAUUGAACCAGCACAUAGUAGCUGUCUUGUCGCCCUCUCUUGAGACAUCAGGUUUUCAUGGACCAUUUCACCUCCACAAAAGCGGUCAGAUGGCAAUGUUGAUGUCAUUGACCUUGUUUAAAGAUGAGAUCUUCAGAUAAGGAUCCUCUGAGAGCCACCUGGUACUUAUAGUGGAGGAUUUUCUUAUAAUACAGUUGAUGCGGAGCACAUGAAGAAAGUUAUGAUAAAUACCAUUAAUAUUAUGGUAAUGGAUUAGACCCAUCUUUUUUCAGAUGCCUAACAUUUGCACUCUAUUCCCAUGUGUUUGACGCUCUCACCAGGACUUCAUCACUGUAAGUAGCCUCCAGUAUUUCUCCUACCAUCCUCCCUUCCUCUUUUACUGGCCCUAACCUAUCUGUUAUGUUGGUAAUUCACACAGAAAUGUAGUCCAGAUACAGUAGCUUUGUUUUUUUGUUUUAUUUCUGCAGUUUGAUGUUUUACCAAAACAAAUACAUAGUACCUUCUUGAAUAGUCAGUACUAUGCCAAAUUGUACAUAUGAAGAGGAAACUUAGUGUGACGUCAACAUAGUAAGUGUAUAUCCUCUACUCUUCAAAUGGCCUCCUUAAUUUACCCAGUGAGUAAUGGGGAAACAGGCGGUGGACUCAAAUGACACAGGUUUAAAUUCUUCAGACCCCCACUAAAUAUACUGCACUCUCUCUAGUGUGCAUCGACAGCCCCUCUCCUCCACCUAUUGGCUAACACGUCUGUAUUCAUUUCUAUCUGACUGGCCCACUGGCUGGUUAAACCAAUCCCUUCCUUUCCACUGAAACUCUGGCGUUAGAGUUGAGCACUUACAAAACAACGGUCUUAAGGAAAUCAGACGCUCCAGCUACAACAAACAAGCAGUUAGUAAGCUUCUUAGCAUAACGAAAUGGCGGAGGAUGGAGAGAUGUAGGGAGAGAGAGAUGGAGGGAGAGAGAGGGACAGGAGAGCCAGAUUAGAGAAGAACAUGUGACAAAAAGGACAGGUUAUCCCCCUUCCAAAACUUUUGAUUCUAUCCAAGAUUAAAGGUGGAAGGUGUUAAAAAAUCUCAACAACUAGCUGAACCAUGAUAGGAUGAAUUUUGUAAAUGAUUAAAAUGAUCAAAUAACACAUUGUUGACAAAUUCUGCAGUCAAAACUGAACAAAUUAAUAUUUUAUUAAUAUUAAUAUUUCUGACCACAACCUCAGGGAGUGUCCAGGAUGUAACUUACUCCUAUAGGAAUGACAUCUUAUACUAUAACAUGAACCAUAAUAUUCAAUAUUCUCUUUCUCCUAUGAAUUGUACUGCCCGAUGGCCGUUCUACAACUGUUUUGUGUUAACCUGCUGCUGGAAACCAAGGGGGUGAGUAGUGGUAUUUUUACGUUGUCCAUGUGUCUCCUUUCUGUACUGAUCAAAAAUGUUGCUGUUGGCUUACAGCUAAAACAAAACAUCCCCAAUACUUUUAUUUCAAUUAGCUAAGCAUUGAUAAUUCAUAGUGCUCUUUCAUAGUGCUCCGGCAGUGUCAAAGAUUGGUCAAAGGUUGGGUGUCUCCCUGUUCUUUAAAACAGGAAGAACAUGUAUUCAGGAGUCUACUAAAUGGGAUUCACACCAACAUCCAAUUUCUGACAUGUAUCAAGUUUUAAGGUUUGACCCAGGUGCAAAUAGUGUUGAAGAAACUAAAGUUUAUUCUUUAAACAGGGGCAGGCAAACGAUAGGUCAAGACAGGCAGGGGUCAAGGCAGGCAGAACGGUCAGAACCGGGAAACUAGAAAACAGGGGCAAGGAACAGGCGGGAGCAGGGAAAGAAAACGCUGGUCGGUUCUAUGAACGAAACGAACUGGCAACAGACAAACAGAGAACACAGGUAUAAAUACACAGGGGAUAAUGGGGAAGAUGGGCGACACCUGGAGGGGGGUGGAGACAAGCACAAGGACAGGUGAAACAGAUCAGGGUGUGACAGUACCUCCAGAGAUGAGGCCUGGGUCCAGGAUGUCCCUAGCGGAGACCCAUCACCUCUCCCCCGGGCCAUAAUCCUCCCAGUCAACCAGAAUCCCCUGCCCGAGGUCGAACCUUCAGGAGACGUCUCACCAUGUACGCCGGUUGGCCGUCGAUGAGACGGGGGAGAGGGGUUGAGCCUGGAAACAGGAGACAAAGGGCUGUGAGACAUGGUUUUAAGUCUAUACACAGGAAAGGUAGGAAGUAUACGGAGGGUACGGGGCAACA
Salvelinus fontinalis (brook trout) is the source of this 4412-nucleotide messenger RNA. RefSeq lists its product as uncharacterized. The transcript has 5 exons. Bases 298 to 1893 code for a protein of 531 amino acids. The record is from RefSeq and is a predicted model, not a curated record. Lineage: Eukaryota; Metazoa; Chordata; Actinopteri; Salmoniformes; Salmonidae.